AUGAAAAGAAUUAAAAGUAAAAAAAAUAUAGUGAUUGAUGAAAAAAUUAAAAAAAAAGCUCAUUGUAAUGUUGAAACUAGAAGUAGAAAUAUAAGAAACCAAUUUAUUCAAAAAAUCAAUAAAAAAUUACCAUUUGUUUUAAAAAGUAUUAAAAAAAUUGAUACCUAUCCAAAUAAUAAAGAAAUAACAAUAGAAAAAAUUUUAUCUGAAUCACUUUCUUAUCUUAAUGAAAUUAAUAAAAUCUUAACAAAAAAUCAAAAAAAAUUAACAUUUGAAAAUGAAAAAAUACUAUUAAUGGAAAAAAAGAAAUUUCAAUAA
Molecule: messenger RNA, 318 nt
Organism: Dictyostelium discoideum AX4
Lineage: Eukaryota; Evosea; Eumycetozoa; Dictyosteliales; Dictyosteliaceae
Exons: 2
Coding region: 1-318 (105 amino acids)
Source: RefSeq, a predicted model, not a curated record